This is a messenger RNA of Striga asiatica, 1184 nucleotides long. The record is from the annotation of a GenBank genome assembly. Lineage: Eukaryota; Viridiplantae; Streptophyta; Magnoliopsida; Lamiales; Orobanchaceae.
ACAGCAAGAAAUGGCAUGUCCUGAUUGUGCAAAAGGCCUUACUUUCCAAUUCUUGCUAUUAUUAUUAGCCCUGUGCAUGGUGUUUUCAAGGUCUCAUGCAAGUUACCCGCCAUUAACUUUAGAUUACUACAAAAAAACGUGCCCGACGGUUCUUGAAAUAGUUCGAAAAGAAAUGGAAUGUGCAGUUUUGUCUAAUCCACGCAAUGCGGCUUUGAUUUUGCGCUUACAUUUCCACGAUUGCUUUGUUCAGGGUUGUGAUGGGUCAGUAUUGCUGGACGACACAAUCACAUUAAAAGGAGAGAAAAAAGCAGCAAACAAUAAAAAUGCCCUCAAAGGAUUCGAAAUCAUAGACAGGAUAAAGAACAAGCUCGAGUCCGAGUGCCCUGGAAUCGUCUCUUGUGCCGAUAUUCUAACUGUUGCCGCUAGAGAUGCAGUUAUUUUGGUUGGUGGGCCAUAUUGGCCUGUUUUUCUCGGGAGAAAAGACUCGAAAACUGGUGGCUAUGCGCUCGUCGAUACUAAUCUUCCCAAAGCAGACGAAGGGCUUUUGUCAAUUAUAUCAAAGUUUAUUUAUCAAGGCCUCUCGGUCACUGAUAUGGUGGCGCUUUCGGGGGCCCACACGAUAGGCAUGGCCCGUUGCAUGAACUUCAGGAACAGAAUAUACGGAGAUUUUGAGACAACUUCAGGACUAAAUCCGGUCUCAAAUGAAUACCUCAAAAACUUGAAAUCUGUUUGUCCGCCUCUUAAAGGUUCGGAAAAUCAAGAGUCGGCUAUGGACUACUUUUCGCCGAAUUUUUUCGACAAUUCGUAUUACCAAAUACUAUUAAGAGGGGAGGGACUUAUAAAUUCGGACCAGGAACUUUAUUCGAGCGUUUUAGCAGUCGAAACGAAAAGGCUGGUCGUGAAAUAUGCCGAGAAUCCAAUCGCUUUUUUCGAGCAAUUUUCUGAGUCAAUGGUGAGAUUGGGGAACAUUACAAAUCCUGAUACUUAUGUUAAUGGAGAAGUUAGGAAAAACUGCAGGUUUGUGAAUACAUGAGUUUGCAUGCACAGAGGUUUUUGUUGUCUUCAUGGUUCAGGGGAAGUUAAGGGAUUUGAAGCUUAUAUAUAGUUCUUAUUUGAUUUGUUUUGUAUUCAAAAUUCAUAAGUUUGUUUUCAAUGAAAAUCACAAAUUAUUUUUGGUGAAAACA